Molecule: messenger RNA, 994 nt
Organism: Fimicolochytrium jonesii
Lineage: Eukaryota; Fungi; Chytridiomycota; Chytridiomycetes; Spizellomycetales; Powellomycetaceae
Exons: 1
Coding region: 180-899 (239 amino acids)
Biological process (GO): DNA integration; DNA recombination
Molecular function (GO): DNA binding
Source: RefSeq, a predicted model, not a curated record
AGAUCACCAGAGCUAACCACUGGCUCAAUCCGGACGGCGGGGUCUUCCCCAUUUCAGCAGUUCACUUUGAAGCGUACAUCCGUCUUCAGAUCCUACGCAUCAAGGGACAAACCGGGCGGCCAAUCCUUGUUUCUUCUGUCUCAUAAAUUCUUUCUGCACUCAAGGACCUUCACAAUUCCAUGGGUUUUCCGUUCGAACAUUUCUACAAAAACGAAAUAAUACGCCAUCGCUUAUCGGUUGCCGCCUCCCAAGCAUCCAUCCCGCCCACUACCCGCCAAUCGGAACCGCUUACUGUAGGACAUCUGGAGACGUUGGCACUCGCUCUGGAUAUUCACAAUAAUCACAACCACGCGGUCCACUGGACAAUGUCUCUCACUGGCUUCUGGGGAUUGGCAAGGAGGCGCGAACUCGUAACUGAUGGCACCGCCCAAACGAUACCCGACAUUAUAUCAUUAUCAGACGUCUCAGCUGUGCCCACCCGGUCCGGCGAAUCUACUGGCUAUGCAAUACGGAUCAGACGCCCGAAAGUUAGGACCGCCCAUAUGCAGCAUCUCGUUUUCUACCCACGCUCCGACCCACUCUGCCCCGCAGCCGCCAUGUCUCGUCUCCUCGCGUGGCACGCAGCUCAUCAUCAUCCCGCAAACCAACCUCUGUGGACACUUUCAGACGGGUCAUAUGCCACCUCCGUUUGGUUCAUCGGGAUCUGGGUCACCGCCGCGGCAGUGCAGAUUGGAACGUCUUUGCUCAGGUCGGGCGGCGCAACCGAGUAUGCCUUCGAGGGGUAUCCGUUUCAAGUGAUUCAGCGCUUUGGACGAUGGAGCUCUGAUGCGUUCGAACAAUAUAUUCGUUCACAUCCGGCAUUCCUGGUGGAAAUCAUGCUGCGUUACCGGCCGACAUGAGACGUUGGUAUUUCCCCCUUUGUUCCUUUCUUAUUUUUUCUUUCUCUUGCUUUCAAAUUGUCUGUUCUUUACGUCAAUAUAUUCUGGUUGGCCGC